Molecule: messenger RNA, 1334 nt
Organism: Populus euphratica (Euphrates poplar)
Lineage: Eukaryota; Viridiplantae; Streptophyta; Magnoliopsida; Malpighiales; Salicaceae
Product: serine hydroxymethyltransferase 4-like
Exons: 4
Coding region: 77-1045 (322 amino acids)
Biological process (GO): tetrahydrofolate metabolic process
Cellular component (GO): mitochondrion; cytoplasm
Molecular function (GO): pyridoxal phosphate binding; glycine hydroxymethyltransferase activity
Source: RefSeq, a predicted model, not a curated record
AUCCUCUCUCUUAGCCAGCCACGAAGCCACCACCCUCUGCGAAGUGCAAACCCAUUCCUCCCCCCCUCCCUCGAACAUGGAUCCAGUACCUGUGUGGGGAAACUCGUCCCUCCAAACAGUUGACCCAGAAAUCCACGACUUAAUCGAGAAGGAAAAACGCCGCCAAUGCAGAGGAAUCGAACUGAUCGCAUCAGAAAACUUCACUCCUAGAGACUGGGAUUAUAAGAAGUUUAGAUCUGUUGCUGAUAAGUGUGGUGCUCUUUUGCUUUGUGACAUGGCUCACAUCAGUGGCCUUGUUGCUGCUCAGGAAGCUGCCAACCCGUUUGAGUACUGUGACAUAGUCACCACCACUACCCACCAAAGUUUGAGGGGUCCUAGGGCUGGUAUGAUCUUCUAUCGCAAGGGCCCCAAACCACCAAAGAAGGGUCAGCCAGAGAAUGCGGUAUAUGACUUCGAAGACAAGAUCAACUUUGCUGUUUUCCCAUCUCUUCAGGGUGGUCCCCACAAUCACCAGAUUGGUGCUCUGGCUGUUGCCCUGAAACAGGUCCAAACCCCUGGGUUCAAGGCCUAUGCCAAACAAGUCAAGGCAAAUGCCGUUGCCCUUGGAAACUACUUGAUGAGCAAGGGAUACAAGCUUGUUACUGAAGGCACCGAGAACCACCUUGUUCUGUGGGAUCUUAGGCCCCUUGGGUUGACAGGCAACAAGGUAGAAAAACUAUGCGACCUUGCAAACAUCACUGUGAACAAGAAUGCCGUGUUUGGUGACAGCAGUGCUUUGGCACCUGGUGGAGUGAGAAUCGGUGCCCCCGCCAUGACUUCUAGAGGUUUGGUUGAGAAGGAUUUCGAGCAGAUUGGAAAAUUCCUCCACCGUGCUGUGACCAUCACACUGAGCAUCCAAAAGGAACAUGGAAAGCUCUUGAAGGACUUCAACAAGGGUCUGGUGAACAACAAGGAAAUCGAGGCCCUCAAGGCUGAUGUUGAGCAGUUCUCAGGCUCCUUUGAGAUGCCUGGCUUUCUGAUGUCUGAGAUGAAGUAUAAGGAUUAGGUCCAACAAUUCAAUUAUCAUUAGCUUUUCCGUUCUGGUCUUCGCAAAUACCAUUCUCCCCUGAAAAGAAAGAGCUUCCAUCUGUCUGUUCUUGUAGUCAGCUGUCAAUUUUUCAUUUGAUUUUAAUUUGUUGCUUUUCUCUUUAUUAUUUACCUUCUUGGGAUGAAUGGUCCUCGUGUCAUUCGAGCUAAGAAAAUGUUUCACUAUCUCAAUGACUCGGUGAUCUAUUAUGAUGUAUCUGAUUCAAUAAAUCAAUGAUAAGCUUUCGUGCAAGUGAUGAUUGAGAACG